Messenger RNA from Sclerotinia trifoliorum, 2872 nucleotides. Lineage: Eukaryota; Fungi; Ascomycota; Leotiomycetes; Helotiales; Sclerotiniaceae. The record is from the annotation of a GenBank genome assembly.
CUUCUGGAUUCUUUUUGUGUAUUUUGUCUCUUGUCACCAUCUCGUCUUCCUUCUCCCGUCCGCCAAACCUUCCAUAACCUGUCUUUCCACCAUCCAUCUACAUAGGUAUCAAGAUCAAUAUCAAUACCUAUCCCUCCAGCUCAUCCAUCGCAUUACAAAGAGAAUAACCCCAAAGUUUGAGUCAUACCCCCAUCGACCAAGCUCUACUUUUCAUACAUACAUUUUUCUAACCUGCGAGCUUACGACCAACUUUUUUAUUUCCGGAUUUCCUUGGAGCAGAGGAUCCACUUAUUUUAUCUAUUUAUCUAUUUAUCUACCUCCCUACCUAUUGAUGACUCCUCAAUCUUUUGAUAUGAAUGAAAUGACAUCCCCGAUUGAAGAUUGUGGGAUUUGAACUUCUUGUAUAUAUUUUGAAUAUUUUGUUAUUGUGUAUAUUUUGUGUACCCGAGGGAAUCAUAUAUCUUUCUCUUCCUCUUCCUCUCUCUCUUCCUCUCUCUCUUCCUCGACCUUGGAUUGGAUUUGGGAGUAGAGUAUAGAAAAAGCCUUACAUACAUAGGACUCCAUUGGCAGUUUAAACCGAAAUGUCGACACCCAUUUCCAACUCCUAUUCCAAUUCCCAUCCCUAUCCUCAAUCCCAAACCCAAACAUCCAAUCCCACCACCCUCACUAGCACUCCCAAAUCCACAUCUUCCAACUCCCCCUCCGUCUCCUCAAAUCACAAAACCAUCGAAAUUUCUGCAGACCUCUCAAAUCCAGAUGCAUACGCAGAUCCAGACCUGGACCUCAGAACCGGCGACGAAGAAAAACAAACAGCAAUUGAAGAAACUUUAGCCCAUAGAACAAGAACAAAUGGAACUCAGGUGACGACGGCGAGUUGGAGGGCGUUAGGACCACCUCCUGAUGGAGGUUUGAGGGCUUGGAUACAAGGUGUGUUUUUGUGAUUUCUUUAGUCUUUUGGGGGUGUGGAGGGUAAGAAGGAGAGGGAGGCGGUUUGAGGAAGCGAGUGUGAUUUGACGAGGGGAGGAGGAAGAAGGGACAUGGGGAAGAGGAAGAAGGGACAUUGGGAAGAGGAUGUAGUGGUGAUGACAGGCUAGGCUAGCACUCAAUGAGCUUUUGGUGGAAGUACCCAAAUAUUCAAAAAGUGUACAUUUUGAAGAACUUGUCAGUGCAAGUAUCAGGACAAGUGUAAAUACAAGUAAUGCACAGAUGUGAAUAUGGAAGCCAAAAAAAAACAAGAGAUGAAGAAAGACAAAAAUAAUAAAACGCACAUAUAUUGAUAUUAUAUAAAAUGGAUUGGGCUAGAUGCUAAAAAGAAAUAAUUCUGGUUCACUGCUAGAAACCAACGAGACAUCACUAACUUCACAACAUCUAGUGAUCCUCAGCCACCUUGUCAUCAUGAAUACAUGGUUAGUAACCUCUUCCCAAUUCCCUCCCCUUGAACAAGACUUCCAAACACAACUUCCAAAUACAACUUCUAAAUAACCCACCUAACAAACACCCAGGGGAUUCAUAAACUCCUUCGGCGUCUUCCAGACCUACUACGUAAGCAAGCUCCAACGUCCCGCCAGCUCCAUCUCCUGGAUCGGCUCCGUACAAAUCUUCCUCCUCUUCUUCAUCGGAACAUUCACGGGACGCCUCACCGACGCCGGGUAUUUCCGCUCCGUAUUCCUCGUCGGUACAAUCAUCGGACUGGUAGGAAUCUUCAUGGCAUCCAUCUCAACAACUUAUUGGCAAGUCUUUCUCGCCCAGGGAAUUUGCAUGGGUCUCGGAAAUGGCUGUUUAUUUUGUCCGGCCCUGGCAACGUUAAGCACGUAUUUUAGUACGAAGAAGAGUUUGGUCAUUGGGAUUGCGGCCGCCGGGAGCGCGACUGGUGGUGUUAUUUUUCCAAUUAUGGUACAGCAGUUGCUACCACGCAUUGGAUAUGGAUGGACUAUGAGAUCCUUGGGUCUUAUUCAAUUGGUGUGUCUAGGAGUUUGUAACCUGGGCAUUAGACAAAGGGUUCCUCCUAGGAAGAGCGGCGCGUUGAUAGAUUAUGCAUCUUUCAAAGAUAUACCCUACAUGUUAUUUGCGGCUGGGAUGUUUUUCGUAAGUAACCUAUCGAGCUGUAUUGAUCUCAAUUUGUAAUAUGAAACAUAACACAAACUAAAACCACCAAAAAUAGAAUUUCUGGGGUAUAUACUUCGCUUUCUACUACCUAGGCGCCUACGCAAGAACCAUCAUCGGACUCCCCCUUCCAGAAUCAAUAACCAUAAUCAUCAUCCUCAACGCGGUGGGAAUAAUCGGACGAAUCCUCCCCAACCACCUCGCCGAUCGAUACUUCGGUCCACUUAAUACACUCCUCCCAAUAACCCUCAUCAACAGCCUCCUCUGUUUCUGCUGGAUAGCCGUUUCUUCCCGAAAAGGUCUCUAUGCAUGGGCAAUCAUGUAUGGGAUAUUUGCAGCGGGCAUUCAAGGUCUUUUUCCAGCUACACUGAGUAGUCUUACGACGGAUAUGCGGAAAGCGGGUGUGAGGAUGGGGAUGGUUUUUACGGUAGUUAGUUUUGCAGUUUUGACAGGGCCGCCUAUUGGCGGGGUAUUGGUGCAGAGGAAAGCUGGGAGUUAUGAGUACGCGCAGAUUUUUGUGGCGGGGGAUUUGUUCGUUGGGUGGGUGUUUUUGCUUUUGGCUAGACGGGCGCGUUCGAGGGCUUGGGGGGUAAAGAUGUGACGGAGAUGUGAGCAUUGAUUGAUUGACUGUAAGGUGUAGGGUUCCUUGGGCCCUUGAUUGUGAGAUACGUGUAUGUCGUAAUAAAUUCUACAAUCUACCCUAUCAACCAAGCUAUUUUUUGCCACUAUAGAAAUAAAUUAAACAACCAACCACAAACCAAGCACAGAA